CUAGCAAACAGUGUUGCAAAACCUCGCAGUGUCGUCACUAAUUUCUGCUCUCAUCUCGUGUAUUUUUGUCUGCGGCUUUUUGACCUAAAAUGCACCUGCUGAAGCAUCUUCGCCAGCUGAAUGGGCUCCAAGGACUGCGGCAGGCUAUCCGCCAGGUGUCCUCGGCCCCCACCAAACCCUCCGCACUGCAGUACGAGCGGGAUCCGCAACCACUGUUCACGGACGCAGAAACCCAGCGGCUGCUCCAGUCCAUGACGCAACUGAACUUGGAUCGGGUCUACCGAAAGCGCACAGUGCCGGACAACAGCAGCGAAAUUAAGUUCAUGACCAACGAGCAGCUGGACUCCGAGUUCCAGGACAUGGUACUGCGGGCGCAGCACAUGCUCCAAAUGCCACCGAUCGUAGAGAUUAAGAAGGAUGUGCAGCGCGUAAUAGACAAGGAUCCCGCGCUUAAAGACUUUGCCAACACCAAGUACGUCUUCACGGACAUCACCUUCGGUCGGCGGCAGUCGGAGCGUAAGGUGUUCGUCCGGGAAACGGACGGAACUCUGGAGCACGCCACUCUGGACACCACCAAGCGCAUGAACCAGUUGUAUUUCCCACUGGAGGGCCGCCAGUCGUACACUCCUCGUAUGUUUGCCUUGGAGGAACUGCUGUCCAAGUGCCUCACAGAGCACAAGUACGAGUUCAUCCUGGAUCGCCUCCUUGUGCAGUACGAACCUUAUGAGGCCGAAUUCCAUAAUAUAUCUGCGCGCGUCUUCGAGCAUCUCAACGAGUCCAAGCAGUUCGAUCUUCUGCGCUCCACGCGCCACUUUGGUCCCAUGGCCUUCUUCUACGCCUGGCAUCGCUGCAUCGACGAUCUGCUGUACGACAUGAUCCGCCGGGAUUACCUGCACAACGCCGUGGAGUUGAUUGCCCUGAGCUACAAGGUACACAACAUCCCGGUGGAAUACGAGGCUACGCUAACUAAACUGGACAAACUGCAUCCCACGCCGGCGCAGACUGCUCUGGCGGAACUAAGGAGCGUCUUUCGGCGACCGGAGGAUAAGCAGGGCAUCGAGCAGGAGAUUCACACGGCCAUUGGCAAAACGGACCAGGAUUUCGCCGCCGAUGAGAUUAGUUUGAAGUUCAUCGAGCAGUACAUAGCCAGUGAACAUUCGCUGAAGAAGGUACAAUUGGAGCUUGCUGUCCAGACCUUGAAGGAAGUAAAUCGCGAAAAGCAGUUGCUGUUCCAGGGUUUAAAAAAAGCCCACGGCGUGCAGGCGUCGUAGGAUUAUCCCGCUUUAUUGUUAUCGAUUUCUAUAUGCUAAUAAAUACCAGUUAGGUCAAACAA
Drosophila elegans is the source of this 1333-nucleotide messenger RNA. It is a transcript of the gene mRpS22, whose product is annotated as 28S ribosomal protein S22, mitochondrial. Gene Ontology annotation, cellular component: mitochondrial small ribosomal subunit. Lineage: Eukaryota; Metazoa; Arthropoda; Insecta; Diptera; Drosophilidae. Bases 90 to 1271 code for a protein of 393 amino acids. The record is from RefSeq and is a predicted model, not a curated record. The transcript has a single exon. Gene Ontology annotation, molecular function: structural constituent of ribosome.